Molecule: messenger RNA, 5057 nt
Organism: Balaenoptera acutorostrata (minke whale)
Lineage: Eukaryota; Metazoa; Chordata; Mammalia; Artiodactyla; Balaenopteridae
Gene: PIP5K1C
Product: phosphatidylinositol-4-phosphate 5-kinase type 1 gamma
Exons: 19
Coding region: 128-2197 (689 amino acids)
Biological process (GO): phosphatidylinositol metabolic process
Molecular function (GO): phosphatidylinositol kinase activity
Source: RefSeq, a predicted model, not a curated record
CCCUGGGCCCGGCCCCCUCCCUCAGAUCUCCAGCCGGUGGCGGUUGUUGUUCAGCGGCGGCGGCGGCCGCAGCUCGGGUAGCAGCCUCCGGCCGCCCGCCCGCCCGCCGGCAGGUCCGCGCGCGGCCAUGGAGCUGGAGGUGCCGGACGAGGCGGAGAGCGCCGAGGCGGGGGCCGUGACCUCGGAGGCGGCCUGGGCGGCAGAGAGCAGUGCGGCAGCAGGUUCAGCCCCGAAAAAGAUGACCCCGGUGGAGGCCCCGUUGAUGACUGGACAGCCAGGCCCUGGCCACGGGAAGAAGCUGGGUCAUCGGGGUGUGGACGCAUCCGGCGAAACCACCUACAAGAAGACCACGUCCUCCACCCUGAAGGGGGCCAUCCAGCUGGGCAUUGGCUACACCGUGGGCAACCUGAGCUCCAAGCCGGAGCGCGACGUGCUCAUGCAGGACUUCUACGUGGUGGAGAGCAUUUUCUUCCCCAGUGAAGGCAGCAACCUCACCCCCGCCCAUCACUUCCAGGACUUCAGGUUCAAGACCUACGCGCCCGUCGCCUUCCGCUACUUCCGGGAGCUCUUUGGGAUCCGGCCGGAUGACUACUUGUACUCGCUGUGCAAUGAGCCGCUCAUCGAGCUGUCCAACCCCGGUGCCAGCGGCUCCCUGUUCUACGUCACCAGCGACGAUGAAUUCAUCAUCAAGACGGUGAUGCACAAGGAGGCCGAGUUCCUGCAGAAGCUGCUGCCCGGCUACUACAUGAACCUCAACCAGAACCCACGGACGCUGCUGCCCAAGUUCUACGGGCUGUACUGUGUGCAGUCGGGCGGGAAGAACAUUCGCGUGGUGGUGAUGAACAACGUGCUGCCGCGCGUGGUCAAGAUGCACCUCAAGUUCGACCUCAAGGGCUCCACGUACAAGCGGCGGGCCAGCAAGAAGGAGAAAGAAAAGAGCAUCCCCACCUACAAAGACCUGGACUUCAUCCAGGACAUGCCUGAGGGGCUCAUGCUCGAUGCCGACACCUUCUCCGCGCUCGUCAAGACGCUGCAGCGCGACUGCCUGGUGCUGGAGAGCUUCAAGAUCAUGGACUACAGCCUGCUCCUGGGUGUGCACAACAUCGACCAGCAGGAGCGUGAGCGGCAGGCCGAGGGCGCCCAGAGCACCGCUGACGAGAAGCGGCCGCUGGGCCAGAAGGCGCUCUACUCCACGGCCAUGGAGUCCAUCCAGGGCGGGGCCGCGCGCGGGGAGGCCAUCGAGACGGACGACACGAUGGGCGGGAUCCCCGCUGUGAAUGGCCGCGGGGAGCGGCUUCUGCUACACAUUGGUAUCAUCGACAUCCUGCAGUCCUACAGGUUCAUCAAGAAGCUGGAACACACCUGGAAGGCUCUCGUCCACGAUGGGGACACCAUCUCUGUCCACCGGCCCAGCUUCUACGCUGAGCGCUUCUUCAAGUUCAUGAGCAACACGGUCUUCCGGAAGAACUCCUCCCUCAAGUCCUCGCCGUCCAAGAAGGGCCGCGGUGCCUUGCUGGCCGUCAAGCCCCUGGGGCCCACUGCCGCCUUCUCGGCCAGCCAGAUCCCCAGUGAGCGGGAGGACGCGCAGUACGACCUGCGGGGGGCCCGCAGCUACCCCACGCUGGAGGACGAAGGCCGGCCAGACCUCCUGCCCUGCACACCGCCUUCUUUUGAGGAGGCCACCACCGCCUCCAUUGCCACGACCCUGUCCUCCACGUCCCUCUCCAUCCCGGAGCGGUCCCCCUCGGAGACAUCAGAACAGCCGCGGUACAGGCGGCGCACGCAGUCCUCCGGACAGGAUGGCCGGCCCCAGGAGGAGGCGCAUGCGGAGGAGGACCUGCAGCAGAUCACGGUGCAGGUGGAGCCCGCGUGCAGCGUGGAAAUCGUGGUCCCCAAAGAGGAGGAUGCUGGGGAGGGGGCGUCCCCGGCCUGUGCCUCUGCCGCCGUCGAAGUGGAAACUGCCAGCCAGGCCUCCGAGCCCGCCAGCCAGGCCUCAGACGAGGAGGACGCGCCUGCCACAGACAUUUACUUUUUCACCGAUGGGAGGUACUGGAUUUACUCUCCCCGGCAUCGCCGACUGCGGGCCGUGACGCUGAGCUCCUCAGGGACUCCCACCGAUGAGAGGAGCUGGGUGUACUCCCCGCUUCACUAUAGCACGCAGGCCCACCCCGCCUCCGACGGCGAGAGCGACACAUAAUUCCUAUGCAGGCACUGACGGAGCCGAGUGUCCGCUGCUGCCCUGGCUGCUCCCUGGGGGUGCUGCCCAUCCGCUCAGCCCAGAGUUCGGGAGACGCCCGCCUGGCCGCCGGCCCUCGCCCUCGCCCUCGCCCUCCCCUCGACGGCGCCGAAGCUCGGGCUGCAGCCAUCCCAAUCCGGGCGGCUCGCCUGGCCCCGGCUCCCCAUCAGCUCCCUGCGCCUGAUACUGUGAACCCUCCGUUUCCGAUCAUGUAUUUAUUUGGGGCCCUUAUUCUUUGCACAGACAUGGCAGCACACGUGUGUGUUUUUUUAGAAAAAGAAAAAGCCCCCCAAAAAAAAAACACCACACAAUGGAAAAGAAAAAACUCCAUUCCACUGCACUUCUGGUUCUUUGCUGUGCUUGCAUGUGUCUUGCUGAGGGAACCAGGCCCUAGGCUCUGGGGACCUGCACCCCAGUGGAAUCCAUUCCAAGUCCUGGCCGCGAUGGACGGUCCCCUGGGACAGAAGGGCCGCCGGGUCCCCAGGGCGCCACUGGAGGCCUUCCACCGCGCCUGCCAGGUGCUCUUGGCUCAGGGUUUUGGGCCAAGAGCCGGACACCGUCCUUGAGGGUGGCCGGGCGGUGGCUGGGGGCGCUGUCCACCCUGUCACCCCUGCUGCUCAGCAUCUGUUUCCCACCACCCACCUCCCUGGUGACCUUGAGCGGGAAUCACCAGGCGUGAUUAGAACCUCCAUGUGGACGCAAGGCCGCCCCCUCUCGGUGGAGCUCAGGGCCGUGGGCUUACCUCUCCUCCAGAGGACGGACCAAGCUGGGAGGAGGUGGCUGGGCCCUCAGCCCACGGGACUUCCCGAGAGCCGUGUCCUGGAGCAGAGCCCCCCAGUCAGGCGCCCGGCCUAGAGGACCAGACUCCCUUGAGUAAGAGGACUGAGCUGGGUGUCCUCUCUCUUUUUGAUGGUGGGGGCACCUGUGCCGAUUGAAGGACAGAAGAAAUUCUCGGUGAAAAACAAGUUUUUUUUUUUUGGAUGGUCAUCUUCAGCAGGGCAACCACUGCUGGGCCCAGAGCCCCACAGGGUGGCCGCCAGGGGCCCCUGCUGUGUCCACAGCAGGCUGCUGGAGCUGGCAGCUUUGCAGGGUCUCUCCCGCCUCUGGAGAGGGACACAUCGGGGAUGGUUUCCCCUGGCCUGCCCCGCCCUGCGUGGGAGGAGCUGCGAGCUAGCGUGGAGUGGAAGUUGCACCUUCUGGGAAAAUUUCUCCCCACCUUUGCCUCCCUGGUGGAGCCUGAGACAGCUGGAGAACCCACCGACCCAGGAAUUUGAUUUUUUGAGUCCAUUGCAAACUGCGUACACUGCUGUCCUCCUGCUCGGCGGGUCCCUCCUCACCUCCCCGGCACAGCCCGCUUCGUGCGCCUGGCCGGAACCUGGUGUCUAGCUGCGCCUCUCCUCCCUGGAGAACCGGGCUGCGCCCUGGGGGCUCUCCCCGCGCAGGGCCGCCAGGGACACUUCAGCACGAAGCGGCUCUGAGAAGAGGACCUGUCCGAACAAGCCUGCGGGUGUCCUGGGCUAGAAGCAAAAUAGCGUCCUCCCCUCCUGUCCUCGGAAGGUGUGUCCAGACUCCAGAACGUCCUCGCCUGGACUUCACACGGGCGCCCUCCGCAGCGCCUGCCCCGUUCUGUGCGGGGGUAGGCGGGCUGAGUGGGCAGAGGUCUGAAGGGGACGAACAGGGACUGCUGAGUCGCCCAAAAGCCGACCGGAGUCCCCGCCCAGGCCCCCAGAGGCCGGGCACAGAGACAUUGUGUCCCGUGGGGACCACCAGAGCAUCAGGCCCCACGUCCAGGGCGCCCUUAGCCACCUGGAGCUGCAGGAGCUGGGCCCCUCAGGCUUUCCUGAGUGAACCACGGAACAAAUGCACCAGUCGGAUGCGGACUUGGAGAAAUUUGCAAACCUGGUGAUCAAGACGUUUUCAUUUUUGUGCUAAGUCAUGAACACCCCUUUGAAGGCCCCCUUUGUGUUAGUUGCAUUCUUUGUCCCUUUUUCAGAGAACUGUCACACGGAUGCAAAGUGGUCUGCGGACUGGGCCGACUGGGAGGCAUGUGCUUAUGGUCAGGGCAAGGGUAGGAAGGCAGGACCUUAUUUAUCACGUGUAGUGAACUCGUGGCCUUCCCCAGACCCCCAGCAAGGAGGGCCCUGGACCCACCCAGCUGUCGCCCCCACCCCGCCCCAGGAUGGAAGUCUGCCGAUUCCUUUGUGGCGAUGUCCUGGUUCUGUCGCAGCUCGUCCCUGACGGCUGCUGUCACUGCGAAUGUGGGCACAAAUGUACAAAUGAAAGGCGUGUUCUGAGACUGACAAGGUGGAACCUCCGGUGUGUCCCCUGCUGGCCUCUGGCCUCUGCCAUCUCUUGCCCUCUCCCUCCACCACCUGGCUCAGUGCAAUACUCCCGUCCCACUGGGGCCCCCUGCCAUGGUACUGUCGCCACAGCCCCUCGGUCCCCACCCUGGGACGAGCACCCUUGGCCACCUUCUCUGGUGGUUCAGUUGCAUCGCCUGUUCCCAUCCCAACCCUGUUUUUAUGGCCGAACUGAUUUCCAAACACAAGGAAACUGCAAACCUUGUGUGUCUUAAUUCUCACCGGGGGUUCUGUGUGCUCAGCCCCCAUGGUCUGGUGUGUGACAAUCCGGGGCACAGCCUCCUCGGGCACAGGACGCCAUCCCGCUCAAACCCAGAGCCGUGGGCGCCUCUGUAACCGCAGCCACUGCUGGUCCCGUAACACUCAUAUGCAGCCCCGGAACCCCAACCCCCAGCCCCGCCGUCCCCCCCCCCUUUUUACGUGGAAGAGAUCUCUCUAAUAAAUCGGGUAAUAAGCGUCAG